Messenger RNA from Lepus europaeus (European hare), 2867 nucleotides. RefSeq names its product pyridoxal phosphatase (gene PDXP). Bases 1 to 903 code for a protein of 300 amino acids. Gene Ontology annotation, cellular component: cytoplasm. Gene Ontology annotation, molecular function: pyridoxal phosphatase activity. The record is from RefSeq and is a predicted model, not a curated record. The transcript is spliced from 2 exons. Lineage: Eukaryota; Metazoa; Chordata; Mammalia; Lagomorpha; Leporidae.
AUGGCGCGCUGCGAGCGGCUGCGCGGCGCGGCCCUGCGCGACGUGCUGGGCCAGGCGCAGGGGGUCCUGUUCGACUGCGACGGGGUGCUGUGGAACGGCGAGCGCGCCGUGCCGGGCGCCCCCGAGCUGGUGGAGCGGCUGGCGCGGGCCGGCAAGGCCGCCCUGUUCGUGAGCAACAACAGCCGGCGCGCGCGGCCCGAGCUGGCCCAGCGCUUCGCGCGCCUCGGCUUCGGGGGGCUGCGGGCCGAGCAGCUCUUCAGCUCCGCGCUGUGCGCCGCGCGCCUGCUGCGCCAGCGCCUGCCCGGGCCGCCGGGGGCCGCGGGCGCCGUGUUCGUGCUGGGCGGCGAGGGGCUGCGCGCCGAGCUGCGCGCCGCGGGGCUGCGCCUGGCGGGGGACCCGGGCGAGGACCCGGGCGCGGGCGACCCGGCGGCCGCGCGAGUGCGCGCCGUGCUGGUGGGCUACGACGAGCGCUUCUCCUUCGCCACGCUGAGCCAGGCGUGCGCGCACCUGCGCGACCCCGACUGCCUGCUCGUGGCCACGGAUCGCGACCCUUGGCACCCGCUCAGCGACGGCAGCCGGACCCCCGGUGCCGGGAGCCUGGCCGCCGCCGUGGAGACGGCCUCGGGCCGCCAGGCCGUGGUGGUGGGCAAGCCCAGCCCCUACAUGUUCGAGUGCAUCACAGAGCACUUCCACGUGGACCCCGCCCGCACGCUCAUGGUGGGUGACCGCCUGGAGACCGACAUCCUCUUCGGCCACCGCUGCGGCAUGACCACCGUGCUCACGCUCACGGGCGUCUCGCGCCUGGAGGAGGCUCAGGCCUACCUGGCGGCCGGCCAGCACGACCUCGUGCCCCACUACUACGUGGAGAGCAUUGCGGACCUGAUGGAGGGGUUGGAGGACUGAGCCCGCCCCCCUGUGGCCUCGGCCCCACCCCUCCCCCAUCCCCAGUCCUUAGAGCCGUGGGGCCCGAGUUGUGUGAAGCGUUGAACGCCAUCCACUCCCUGGCCCGUUUUUGACCUUGGUGGGGCGGGGACCCAGGGGAGGUCUGAGGCCUCGUGCCCGCCUCCCAGCAGUGGCUGGGCACUCUGCUCUCCCAGGAGCUGCCUGUCCCGGUGGGUCCAGGCAGGUGGCCUUAAUUCCUGCCCUGGCACCUUCCCUCCUGGAACUCAGGGCCCUGAGGCCAGCUCAAGAGUCCCCUACCCUGAGCACCUGGCCCCCGCCCCCACCCUGGGUCGUGGGGCGUCCUGCCUGCCCCCCACCCUGGCCUCUGACCGUCAGAGCAGACAUCUGGGUAGCCACAGCCCGUUACUGUGGCCCGUGGACCAAUCCAAGGCCAAGUGACUCCCUGAUGAUAGCUCCUGAACUGACCAGUCAGGGGCCUAGGGACACCACCCUCUCCUGUCCUGGAGCCAAUCAGAAAGCCAGGUGACAGUCACCCACGUUUGCAUGUCCUACGCCCUGGGUGCCCCUAUCAGGGCACCACUGGCCUCAGAUCCAGGAUAGAAUAGUCUGGAAGCCCGAGAGACCAUGGCCUCUUGACAGUCCAGGUCUGGACCAGCCAGGGGUCCGGAUCUCUGCCGUGGGCAGACCGCCCUCUCCCACAGACCGUGACUCCGCGCUGUGGCACUGCUGCGGCCGGGAGCCCCGACCCCUCCUGGCUGUGGUACCGUCCAGUGUUCAUGGUGGCCGCGGCUCCGAAGGGGGCCGUUGUGUGUCCCCCACGUGGUCAGUGUUGGCUGUGCCACCUCUCCCCUGUGCCCACACCCAGCUAUUUAUUUAUUCUUGUGUGCCCGUGACGGUGGGGGUGGGGAGGGGCCAUGUCCGCCACCCUGCCUCAGCUGUAGCCGGUCCUCCGUACUUAAUAAAGUACGAGUGGGCGUGUCCGUGUGCGGUUGAGUCUGUGCCUGGGCAGGGGCCCUGUCCACCCCUCAGGAGGGGACGCAUCCCAGGCCAAGUCACGCCUUGGCUCGAUAGUACUUUAUUGAUUUUAAGAUUAGUUAUUUGGAAGGCAGAGUAUCAGAGAGGCCAGGCUGAAAUCAGAAUCCUGGAGCUCCUUCCGGGUCUCCCACACGUAUGGCAGGCGCCCAAGCACGUGGGCCAUCCUCCGCUGCCUUCCAGGCGUGUUAGCAGGGAGCCGGACCGGAAGUGGAGCAGCCGGGACCCGAACCUGCACCCUGAUGGGGGCGGCUGAACCCCCUGUGCCACAGCGCCAGCCCCUCGCAGAGUCUGCAUAGGGACAGAGGAGUCAGCAGGAUCGUCACGCCUGUCCCGCUGGACAGCUGAGGAGCUGGGCUCAGCGACGGCGCUAACAGCCCAGGCUCUCGGCUGGAAGGUGCAGUCACACCGAAUCUGAACUGGCGCUGGUGACCGGGAGGCUGCGGCCCCCUCUGGGGAGACGGGGAGCUGGGGGAGGGCUCUUGAAGGCAUCUGUCACGCUGCGGGUGCUGCCGCGGGGGAGCGCAGCCACAGCUCCAGCCGGGCGCUGACUCCUGGGCUCCUUGAGCUUGCACAAGCUCCUUGCUGGGCUGUCGAUUUGUUUUGAGAUUUGUGUAUUUUGGGACUGGCGCUGUGACCACCGUUUACUGCACCGACGCCGGUUCGAAUCCCGGCUGCUCCACAUCCAGUCCAGCUCCCUGCUGAUGUGCCUGGGAGAGCGGUGGAGGACAGCACAAGUGCUUGGGCCCCUGCACCCGUGCGGGAGACCCGGAUGAAGCUCCUGGCUUCAGCCUGGUCCUGCCUGUGGGCAGUCCUCUGGGGAGUGAGCCAGCAGAUGGAAGAUCUCUCUCUCAGUGACUCUUCCUUUCGAAGUAAAUAAAGCAAAUCUGGAAGAACAAAGGCUCACGUACUCACGUGUUUGAGAGGGUGAU